CCGUACAUCGCAGUCGCCGACCACGUCCGCGUCAAAGCGGUCCUGCAGUGCGUUACAACCACCACGUUCGCCCAUCCACUGGAAUAACACAAUACUUGAGCGUAAGUACAGUUUUUCGGGAAUCGUGACGAAAAUACUAUUUAUAUAAUACUGAUAUAUUAUACGGUGGACAGCGAUCUGUCGUAGUUUUUAUUAUCGAAAUUAUUAUUUUUUGCCGUCCGUCACGACAGUUGCGUGCUGUAUAGUCGUCGUCCGACCGGAAACAUCGACGGCCUCACAAACAUCAACGAAACAGUAAUGUUUGGGGUCAUACAGAGGUAUGCCUCAUGGUUGCCCGUGGAUGGUACCACUAUUUAGAUGGGCCUUGUUAUCUGGUUGCGUGGCCAGAUCGCUGAGUCCCGAUACCAAAAUGUCCGAGGUUUCCACACAAAACAUGACAGAAGAAAAUUUGACUUGCUACACUUGCGUAAACGUAUCAGACAAUUUGACGUGCAACCAAUACGCCAUUGAUAAACCAUGUGCUCGAGAUCUAGAUUACUGCCAGACAUUACACAUAAUGGAUUCGACUGGAACUAGUGUUAUUGUUAACAAAAAAUGUGCUAACCGAACAGAAUGCCAUCCGUCCACUGUCGGUUGUCUAAGCAUUGACAGACAGACUGUGUGCGUAUCCUGCUGCGAUGACAUGUACUGCAACAUGACCGUGCCAACAAACCAAACAAACGCAGUGGUAACGGUCACACGCAAACAUCACGCGAGUCCUACCAAAGGACCGAAAACAAAAUCCGCCGGUGACGUACUUUGCACCACUCAACUGACGGUCGCAUCGUAUUUAUUAUUGUUUCUCGUGUAUUAUUGACCACCGUUUUACAGUGCUAGAUCGUUAUACGUUUAUAAAAAAAAUAUUAUAUCUUAACCGUUACCUCAAUAAUUAUAUUAUAUGUAGUUGAGUUUAGAUUUAGCUGUGACACAGGUUAUGCACAAACAUAAUGCAAACAAACUUCAAACUUGCGUGGUUAUUAAUCAUUUAAACUGUGCAGAGUAUAUUUAAUAUUAUAUACGCUUGUGUAUAGCCAAUUCACAGUUAAACGCCAACAGAUAAUACUCGUUGGAAACGUUACGACCUUAAAAUAUUACGUAGGUGGGCAGAGCGAAACAGGACGAUCAAAAAUACAUUAUUUGCAAACUAAAAAAGUAAUUUCUUGUUAUCUGAAUAUCAAAAUUAAAUCGUGGUAAAAAAAAAAAAAAACUUUUUAGAAUCUGUACUAAUAUUAUAUAAUAUAAGAAAUUAUAAAAAUAAUGGAUAGGUUACGCUGCACAAUAUAUUAUCAAAGUACGAGUAAAUUGUUUUAUGCGUAUAUAAGAAAGGUCUAUAAGUCCCUUAGGAAACGAAGUAAUCAAUAGUUUUGACAUCAGUUAAAUUACCAUAUAAAUAUGCAAUACAGAAUAAAUUAAGAUAAAAUAUAUUUCAUAAAGUUUUUAUAAAAUAAAAAAAAAAUACUCAUAGAAACCCCAUCCAUAUCGCUUAUUUUUCUUGCUCUGUCCAUACUUAUUCAAUGUGAACAAAAAAAAAUUCAUCGUUAUAUUUACCUACUUAUUUGAAAAUGAAAAUGUUUUUAAUCGAACUAAAUUUUUUGUUUAUUUUUUAACCUUCUUGUUAUAACAUAAAAUAAACGAUACUAUAUAAUAAA
This is a messenger RNA of Aphis gossypii (cotton aphid), 1688 nucleotides long. Its product is annotated as ly6/PLAUR domain-containing protein 6B-like. The transcript has 5 exons. Bases 320 to 856 code for a protein of 178 amino acids. The record is from RefSeq and is a predicted model, not a curated record. Lineage: Eukaryota; Metazoa; Arthropoda; Insecta; Hemiptera; Aphididae. Gene Ontology annotation, molecular function: acetylcholine receptor regulator activity.